AUGAUCACCAUCACCGUUGGUGCUGCUGCCGCUGGAGCUGCGAUCACGGCAUCGCAGAAUCCCAGGCAUCCGAUUCUGGGCUGGAUCUCCAGUGAGCAUUCGUCUCUGUUACCUUGGGGAUCUAUAACUCUAGCCGACGCUAGCUCCGAAUCUAUUGUUGAAUCGAAGACUGGUUUCUCAUUUUCGAUUACAAUAGAAGAUUCCCAGCGAUUAGUAGGCGUUGGGCUGAGGAAGAAGAGCUUACUGGGAUUGAAGAACAUCGAUAUCUAUGCCUUUGGUGGACAAGACAGAGUCGAUCAUUGGAGUUGUGGACGCAAAGCGGUGGACAAUGAUAGUGUGUACGAUACUAUCAUUGAAGUUGUGGACACCGUGCUGUGGACAUAAGUGUGUGGAUAUAACAGCGUGGACAUGAUGGUGUUGGUUUGUAUGAAUAAGGUGGACAAGACAGUGUCGAUCAUUGGAGUUGUGGACGCAAAGCGGUGGAUAUGAGGGCGUGGAUAUAACAGCAUAGACAUGAUGUUGUUGGUUUGUGGACAAUGAUAGUGUGUAAGAUACUAUCAUUGAAGUUGUGGACACGGUGCUGUGGACAUAAGUGCGUGGAUAUAACAGCGUGGAUAUGAUGAUGUUGGUUUGUAUAUACCGAUAAGCUCUGUUCACAAAGAACAAGAAGCCGAAAAAAAGAAAAAGCAAGAGAGAACAAGAAAAAACAAUAACAAAGAAAAUGAAAGAAGAGCCAAAGCUGCGCUUUCGCUAUUAAAAACCCAGAAAAAAAUAUUAAGGGUUUUCAUAAAGAAAAUUAAUAAAGGAUAGAAUUGGUAUUUCAUAAUCUAAAAAACUCUCAAAGUCCCUCAAUAUCAACAAGUGUCUUUGGAUAUAAACAAAAACUCAUAAAUACCUAUGAGUGUAAAUCACUCCAAAAAAGUAUCCUUAUAUUUUAAUCUCCCAAGUUACAC
Thlaspi arvense is the source of this 953-nucleotide messenger RNA. The record is from the annotation of a GenBank genome assembly. Lineage: Eukaryota; Viridiplantae; Streptophyta; Magnoliopsida; Brassicales; Brassicaceae.